AUGUUCCGCGGCAAGAAAGUGAAUUUCAAUAAUGUUGUAAUAAUAUUUAGUCAGUUAACAACGGAAAUUAUCGAGGGAGAAUUUACUCUUCCAACAUGCAUUUAUGAGAUACGUGAAAGUCGUAAUGGUCCAUUUGUUAAAUUUGCGCACAUUGGUGAUCGCAUAUGGCAUGUAUGGCAUUGCGAUUUAGUAGCUGGCACGGUAUAUGGUAUGUUAAUUCAUUCAUGCCAUGUUGAUGAUGGUCAAGGAAAGCAUGUUUCGUUAGUGGACAAUAAAGGAUGUGUUUUGGAUCCUUUGCUGCUAUCGGACAUUGAAUAUGAUAAUCAGGCUAUAACAGCUUAUGCAGAAACACGAGUUUUCAAGUAUUCUGAUAAAAUUCAAUUAUAUUUUACAUGUACCAUACAACUUUGUGUUAAGAAUGAUGGUGGCUGUAACGAUGUGACCCCACCAAUUUGUGAAAAUGUCGAAUACUUGACACAAUUGCCAAUCGAAUAUUCUUCGCCAGGUCGUAGUCAUCACGAUGAUCCAUCAUAUUUUCAUCAGCGUGAGUCCGAAAAAGAAUUUUUUGGACCAAUUGAUGCUACGCGCCAAGAAACUCGAAAAAAUUUGCAUUUCACACCACCGCCACCACUACAACCACCACCAAAAUCUGGUUUCUUCAAAAGUAGUGCGACACCCCAAAAAGUACGAGCUCGAAGAGGAAUUCGCUCUAACGACAGUUUGAAGCUACCGGAAAUAUCUACUUCGGAAAUGAAAGUUGCUGAAAUGGAUCUCACAGCACGCGUUGUUGUAUUUCCAUUGGUUGAAGUUCACCUUUCAAAUGCAUCACCAUCAAAUAGUAAUAAAGGUAACUUAACUUUGAUAUUACGAUAG
Messenger RNA from Cercopithifilaria johnstoni, 873 nucleotides. The record is from the annotation of a GenBank genome assembly. NCBI's taxonomy places the organism in Eukaryota, Metazoa, Nematoda, Chromadorea, Rhabditida, Onchocercidae.